AUGAACAUUAGAAUUGCUAGAGCCCCAUAAUCUGUUAAAGUUUAAUCAUAUCCUAUAACAUUAUUGGAUGGUACAAGUUCGAUGAAUUUUGAGUAUAAUGAAAUUUUGAAGGCACACAAAAAGAAUUUUGAUGAUCUAGGAAAUAAAUAAUUAAAAAUUCAAUUUACAGAAGAUGUUCAUGAUUUUGAACCUUUUGUUGCUGCUGGAUCAGGUGAUAUUACAAAAGCAUUCAAAUAUAUUUUGAAUAAAUUGUUGACUGAAUAAUUUCCUUAACAUGUAACAAUAAUCUUUAUAAGUGAUGGCGAUGAAAAAUUCAAUUUGCCAGAACUUAAAGAAUUAAUAGAGAAAAUAAAAGAAAAAAAUUUUUUAAUUUAAUUUGUUUCUAUUUCAAUAGGUAAAUGGUUUCCAAAUACUAUUUCGAAUUAAUUAAGAUUAUAACUUCAUAACACAGAUUUUAUUGAACCAAUAUAUCAUCAUAAUAAAAAUCCAGAAAGAACAGAAGAAGAAAUGUUUAAUUUCUUUGAUUCUGCUUUUAAAAAAAUUAGAGAUUAAACUUUAGUAUAAUAAGACUUAUUUCAAACAGAUGCAGAAGUAAAAUUGACUUUAGUUUCUAACCCUUAACAUCAUUUACCUGCUGGAACAUUAUUUGUUUCAGAAGGAGAAGUUAUUGCCAAUGGUUAAGUAAUUCCAGCUACAAAUAGUUUAGUUGAUAAGAAAAAAAUGGUUUCUGAUUCUGCUUAAUAAGCAUUAAUCAUGUUUGCUAGUGAUCCUGAUAAAAUAGUUGAAGAAAAAAUAUUAGAAAAAUUUUAAAUAGUAAAGGAUUUUUCUGAUGAAAUAUUAAAAGAUGUGAAUUAAAAUAAUGAAAUUUAAUAAUUGACAGAACAAGAAUAAAAACUUGAAAUUCAAUUUAAUAAUGCUUUAGUAAUUGUUAAUUAAUUUGCAGAAGGAGAUGUUGAUAUUGAUUAAUGUACUCCAUAAACUUUAACAGGAUUGUAAGCUUAAUUAUCAAAUCCAAAUCCUGAUGCUAUUGAUAGUAUUAAAAUUAUAUCAUAAUAACUAUCUGUAAAGGAUGAUGCUCAAAAUUUAUAGCCUGAAAAUAUUAAUUUAGCCUAAAAGAAAAAAUUAAAGAAUGUAGGAUGCUUUGCAAGGGCUCAAGUUAAAAUGAAAUAGGUUCAAUAAUUAUAAUAAACUUAUGAAUCAGCAUAAAUCACAAUGGCUAAGGAAAUUAUCAUUAAUGGAUUAAAGAAAUACAAAUCUUUAUUUUCACAAAACUAAAAUUAGUAAGAUGUUCGUUAAAUACUUAAUGAAUACUAUAAAUCUACUCUUAUUGAGCUUGAUUCAGUGUUUGAACGAGUAUAAUUAGCAAAAGUUGAUGAAGAAUCAUAUGAUUUAUUAAAGGAGCUCAAUCUAAUGAUGAAGGAAAUUGAUUAAGUUAAAUUAAUUAAGAAAGCCUUGAAUUCUAAAGAUGCUAUUAAAAUUAUUGAUGAUGUAUUAGCUCAUGCAGGUAUUGGCAUAUAAUAAUCUAUGGCUAUCACCGAUCAUAAUGAUGAAUUUGAUUAUCUCCCUGAAUCACUUAAAUCAUAAAUUAGACCAUAAAAUGAUGACAGAGAAAAAGUAGUUGUCAUCAUUUUUGAUAAUAAUGAGUCUAUGAGAAAUGAAAUAGAUUCAGCCAUUGAAAAUUUCAACACUGAAUUCUCUUAAAUUUAAACUAUUAAAUUAAAAUGGUAAAAUGCCCAAUUUUCAUUAUUUGAUAAUCAAUAAUAAUAUGUUAAUUUGGUUGAUAUUUUUAGGGAAUUUGAAGAAAAAAACUAUAAGUUGAACACAAAAAAAAUCUGUAUUUGUUUGGUGACUGAUGGUUAGAAUGAUUAUGUUAAAUUACAUAAGCAACUUAAAGGUCUUAAAGCAAAUAGAUACCUCAUUUAAUUAUCAUAUAUUACUAUAGGCUCCUCUUUUCACUUUCAAAUUACCAAUGAAUUAGAUAAAAUGAUGUAGAACAGAAAUCUCAAAGGUAGACCUCUUGUAUUAAAUGUCCCAAGAUAAAAGGCUGUUGGAAAUCUUAAAGGUCAAAUUUCUUAAUUAAUGAAUUCUACAACAGCUCUCAACAUAAAUUCUCAUUUUGCAAAGAGAUUCUAAGAUUUGAAAAACAACCUAUUCGCUUAAGUCUAAGUAGAUAAAAAUUAAUGGAAUAAUAAAUCGUAGAUAUAUUGA
Paramecium primaurelia is the source of this 2208-nucleotide messenger RNA. The record is from the annotation of a GenBank genome assembly. NCBI's taxonomy places the organism in Eukaryota, Ciliophora, Oligohymenophorea, Peniculida, Parameciidae.